Molecule: messenger RNA, 10458 nt
Organism: Mercenaria mercenaria
Lineage: Eukaryota; Metazoa; Mollusca; Bivalvia; Venerida; Veneridae
Exons: 2
Coding region: 9502-10458 (318 amino acids)
Molecular function (GO): nucleic acid binding; zinc ion binding
Source: RefSeq, a predicted model, not a curated record
ACAGAAAAGGAAAAAUACCAUUAAACUUAGUUCAAUGCAUUUUAAAUAUAAUAUCAAAAUGUAACACAAUGGCUGAUGAUCAUCGACGAUAUGUUGUCAAUAAGAUAUUGGGGUAUCUUUAAAAGGAUACAGUUCCAGUAUGAAAGUCACGCGGAUGCAGUGGUCCGCUGGUAACACUGUCUUACCACAAAACCAGGAGACUUGACCUCUAUUCCGCGCUCCUCCAACUAAAAUUACUAACAUUAGAAUAUGAGUCCCGUGUAUGGGUGCUUUUAACCUAGCAAGCUAAAGAACCAGGAAAUCUACAAAAUUUUGGACGCUUUCGGUAUCUUGAACUCUCCUCCAACUAAAAAAUAAAAACAGUUCUCUGGAAGGGUUGUCGAUGUUUUCCGGUGGUUACGUUAAACAAAUUAACAAACACAAUAAUGUGGCUCGCCACACAUUGUGAGUUCAUCAAAUAAAUAAACGUGAUAUAGGUUUUCCCAAUAAUUGCUUGCAAAUCUUUUUGUAAUCUAUUUAUUAACUGAAUUACUACUAUUCAUAUAUAUUCUACUUCGUUUCGUUCUAAGUCGUAUUUUUUAAAAAUGCAUUCAGAUCAAAGUACUAAAUAUACACAUUCAUUUUGUAUAGACACCACUCGGCAGUAGAAUUACAACACUUUCGCACGAAUUGUCUGAUUCACGGGCAAGAACAUGUAAACACAAUUUAUUUUCUUACAUUAUUACGGCCUUUCAACAACCGAAUCGUCUCUCAUAAUAUUUUCUAAAAGGCCUAAUGGGUGCUUUAUAUUUAAGUUAAGCCAAUAUCAUUUAAAGCUAGAAUUCAUCUAUCUAAUAUAAAAUAAAUUGCAUGACAUUGCAUGAUUUAACGACAUGUUUGUUACUAAAUAAACUAUAUUUCUCUGUUACUGUUUAAAAGCAACUAAAAUGCAUCUAAUUAAAAAAACACGCAAAUAAUAUUUCAUAUAGGCUGAAAUUCAAUCAGGGUGUAAUCAAAUUGUACAUUCUAGAAAAAGAUGAUCAGAACGUGCAGAAUACCAUAAAAGUGUUUAAACAAAAUGAUGAUUAUAAAGCUAAUAUACACGGCAGGUAGCGGCUUCUGCAAUUUUUAUGAUAUUAUGUUGAAAAUAUUAAAUAGAGAGGUCGAUGAGUUCCCUAAAUCGCUUACCUGACUCAAUUAGGUACGAAAUUUCUUAGUAGAGAACCUAUGGCAAAUAUAUAAGCACUAGGUCUUGAGGAUUUAGAAAAAUUUAAACCCAGGGACAUAAUUUGAACGAAUGUGAUGGAGGACUUCUACACAAUGUUACAGUCUGCCCGUUUCUCAAUAGGGAGAGCGCAGAUAUACGGAUUUCGGGUCGUGAGUCAUUUUGGUCGCUUUGGCAACCAGGACUCUGCAUCUAAUGCGAUUCUUUGAACAACAUCAGUAACGGACCAUCCUAGGAAUAUUCAGGCCAAGUUUUAUCAGCUUCCAUCAUUUGGUUUCAGAGGAGAUGUUUAAGUAAAAAUGUUGACACAGAACGAUGAACGACAUACGUCUGAACAAUCAUCUAUACUAAUAGCGUGAACAGAGGUUCAGAUGAGCUCAAACACAAUGCGGUUGGUCUAGAUGUAGACACAUGAAAAGUAACAACAUUAUAACAUCAACGUUCGCCAUAUGACAGAAAUAGAUUCUAACAUUUAACGUGUAUUAAAUGUUGCGAGAAGUCACUGUUUUGGAAACAAGGUAAGUUCAUCACACAUGCAUAGAUGCAUAUGUUAUGUUUAACUUGUAGCUGCUGUUUCAUAAUCUUAGGUCAAAUGCUUUUUAGAUACCUGCAACAGAAUCUUAGGCCCUUUUUAUGCAUACUUUUUUUAAGAAAUUAAGUACUUUUUUUAAGAAAUUAAGGAGCCAAAGCUCUGGUCUGGCUGUGUGUGGCCGCAGUUAAAACACUGGGUGCACAAAUACCCGUGCUGAAAAAACAAUCCAUUGAGGUUUGUCUGGGUCAAACAUUUUUCAGAUAUACAGAAACCUAUCCGAACGGGCGGACGGACGGACAAGGGCAACUCAAUGACACCCCCACACCCGCGCCCCUUCACCCCCCCCCCCAACAAAUGCAUUGGGGGUGGAUGGACAAAAAUGCCCGUGUUACCACCUUUAGAGUUCUUUAGUAUGAUAUAGAAAUGAAAUGUUUUGUGAACUAUUUUAAGCUUUUUUUAUAGGAAAUGCGUGGAAAACAGAAUAGGUAUCAUUAAAAGGUUACUAAAUUCUAUUUAAAAAAUUAGCAUUAACACCAAAAAUUAGCAAACACAUUAAUUUUGAAAUACAGGUUUUAAUCUGGUGGGGCAAAUGAUGUUGUUGAAAAACAUUACUGGCUAUAGACGAAAAGAGAUAUUAUUAAACUAAUUCACAAUACAACGGCUGUAUCAACAUUGCAUUUCUAAACAAAUCUUCGUCGGACCAGAGAUAAGUGUAGUCGUCUCGUUUUUAGCUAUCUUUUAGCGCUGGCAGUCUUACUUUCCUGUCAAUAAUAUUUUUGUUUGUUCAUCAUUUUGCUAAUAUACGUCAUUUUUGCCGAAAUUUAAGUGUCGUACUCACAUUACAAUUUAGUAUGUUUCGCAAUAUUUUAGUGAAAUUGGCAGUUGAUAUAUGAUUUAUCGUACUUUGUCAAAUCAUAAAAUAAGUCAAAACUUUUCAUUAGUUCUAUUUGCUUGUAUAAGAGGAAUUAUGUUUUUUCACAUGGAAUCUAAGGUCAUUUAUAACGUUUUUUUAUUUUUAUUUUUUGUUGCAACUUUGCAGUUUAUGCUACAUAAUUUUUAUCACAUGUUUGACGUCGUGGGAAUGUAAUAAAGCCAUUACAUAAAAAUGAUAAUACACUAGUGUAAUAAAGCUUUGACGUCGACGUCGUUUACAGUAUAGGAGACGCUGGUCAAAUUGACUUGUUUAUAUAGUAAAAGAAAGUAGGAUUUUAGAUGUUUCGACAGGAAAGGCUAACAUGUGAUAAAAAGAAUUAUACAUUUGUGAUUUUCCAAAUUGAAUUUAUUAAACUCGUUGAAUAAAAUUGAUAAAUUGCUCGACAGAGCCUCGCAUUGUAUUAUUUUAUUCAACUCGUUUAAUACAUUCAAUAUGAAAAGAGACGCAUGUAAAAUCCUAUAACAUAUUUUAAUCUGCGUUUCAAAAAUUGCUUAUACGUCAAGAUUUUCAUCACUUGAUUAAUAAUGAGCUCACGCAAAGUUUUUUUUAUUUGUUUAUUUUGCGAUUUUGUCAUUUUUCACUUUUACAUGUAUUAAUCCCCUUCUGGUUGAAAACCAGUUUUGGGGACUAAAGGAAUGCAGUUUUCCGUCUGUCAUUCUGUCAUUUCGUCCGUCCGUCCACAAUUUCGUGUCCGGUCAUUAACUCAUUCAUCAAGGGAUUUUACUUUUACUUGGCACAAAUGUUCCCCAUGAUAAGACAACGUGUAAUGCACAAAACCCGAACCCCUAGCUUAAAGACCAAGGUCACACUUGGUCAAACAUGGUCAAAUGUCAACAGACGUUUUUGUCCGAUCUGUAACUCAACAAUCCAUGAAGGGAUUUUAAUAUUACUUGACAAAAUGUACCCCAUAAUAAGACAUUGUGUCAUGUACAACUUUCAGACCCCUAGUUCAAAGGUCAGGUCAAAAUUUGCAGUCAAAUGUAACAUGGCACGAGCAUGGUAUGUUUCGUGUCCGGUCCAGAGCUCUGUCAUCCAUCAAAUGAUUACAAUAGUACUUGGUAUAUAUGUUCACAAUAACUAGACGUCGUAUCUUGCCUAUCACCCAGGCCCGUAGCUCAAAGGUCCAGGUCACGCUUGGAGAUCAAAAGUCUAUAGGGUUAUUUUCCUGUCUGGUCCAUAACUUUGUUAUGCAAAACAGGAGUUUAAUAUUAAUUGACAAAACAAAUCCCCUGGAUAAGAUUACUUGUUAUGCUCGAAACCCGACCCCUAGCUCAGUAAACUGUAAUAUUACAUGGCACAAAUGUACCCAAUGAUAAGGCAUUUUUACACAACACCCGACCCCUGGCUGAAAGGUCAAUGCCACAUUUAGAAGUCAAAGAUCAAUAGAUUUUUUCCUGUCCGGUCCAUAACUCUGUAAUCCAUUGAGGUAUUUCAGUUUUACUUGGCACAGAUGUUUAAUAAUAAAAGCCCAUAUCCUUAACAUAAAGGUCAAGGGAACAGCUGGAGGUCCAAGAUCACACGAUUUCUUUUUCUGCUGUCUGGUCUAUAACUCUGUCAUCCAUUAAAGUAUUUUAAUAUUACUUCACAUAAAUGUUCCUCACAGUAAGACAAUGUGAUAUGCGCAAUACCCAGACCCCUUGCUGAAAUGACAAGAUCACACUUGACGGUCAAAAGUCAAAAUUGAUCUGUUCAUGCGUGGUCUAUAAAAGAGUUUAAUGAAAGCUUACUUGUGUGUGUCAUAUGGUUGGGUUUAACGUCGUACCGACACAUUUUAGGUCAUAUGGCGACUUUCCAGCUUUGGUGGUUGCGGAAGACCCCGGUUGCCCCUCCGUGCAUUAUUUCACCACGAGCAGGCACUUGGGUAGAACCACCAACCUUCCGUAAUAAAAAAAAUCUUCAAAAUUACUUCUCUUUCAUAUGAUGGUUUCUUACAAUUUUUCUAAUAUUUGCCAGUUUCAAAAAUAAAUGUUUUUAAAAUUAAAAUUAAAUAAUGAUUUUUAUUUAUAGAUGUUAUAAGCAAUCAUCAAAACUUGAUGUAGAUUUUAUAUAUAAAAAUGUUUGUCCAAAUUUUGUGCUGUAACCUAUUGCAUAUUUAGUACAUCAUUGACAGAUAUCAGACCAUUAUAUUAUACUGUAGUAAAGAAAAUUAACUGCCUUCCAGUAGGUGGUUUUGUAUUGAAUGGCAAUCUUUCAUUCACUUGUUUCUGCUAGUACUCAUAUUUCACGACUUAUUCUUCUGAAAAGCCAGUACUUAGACGGAAGUUAUCUCAAGGAAAUGUAGAUGUUUGGUAUUUGAAUAAAUCCCAGGAAAUGUUUAAAUACGCAUGUUCUUUCUACGUCACUUAAUAUAAUCAAAUUAUACUGAGAUGCCCCAACCCGCUUUAUAAAUCAAUCGUCCUAGAUGUUCACACUCCAUUUUGUCUUCUUGUUUCUUUAUUUUGUAGUGGCUGGCCACUUGCAGACUAUAACGCACACAUUUGUUGCCUCAUAUUAAGAAGUUAUUUAGUUAUUUGUAGUAGUUGAAAGAGGGUUUCUAUGAUUUGAUCUCCAUUUUGGCCACGGAUUGUCAAGUUUUAAACUAGCCCUAGAGUCCAUAUAGAUCAAGUAGAAAAUGUGGUCUCUUGAGUGUUAAAUUAUUUUAAAAAUUAAUUAGCCUAAUGUCCUAGUUUUAGCCUCAUUUGACCCAGUUUCAGAUAUGUUAUAUAUUUCAUGAACUAAAUUCGAAUAGAUCAGGCAGAAAAUAUUGCCUCCGGAGUGAUAACCUAGUAUAGGGGCCUAGCUUUUGAAAAAAAAAACAUUAAUACCAGAAUACAUAAAUACCAGCCUGAGUCAAUAUUAUUUCAGACUCCAAGAACAAAGCACAGUUUCUAUAAAAGAUCGUAAUCACUUUGAUAUUUACAGUUCGUUCUUUUUUUAAUUCAACCGUUCUGAAAAAUGAAGAUAAUAUAAUCGUUUACGUAUACGGCUUUGUUGUUUAUAUUCUUGAUAUUUCUGAAAGGGGUGAUCAAAAUGUCAAUAUUUUACUUUACAUUUGUUUGCUUGAAAUUUUACCAGUAAUUAAAAGCACACUUUUUCAAGGUCUUAUUGGUAAUUAUCACGUGCAAUACUUGAAAUCCGAAUGCUAGUUAUACAGAAUAUGCAACAUAUUUGGCAACAUUUGUAGUCGGAAAAUAAGUUCAAAUUUGGUAAGUGUUUGCCCUUGAAAAACCUGACUGUGAAUGUCUGGUAUUGUAAAAGAAAACCAUACAGGAAUGAAAAAGCUAUGUCCGGAAUUGGAAUAAUCAAGAAUAUACAUGCUAUAAUAAUCUAAUUAUCAAAGACAAAACUUAGAUACUGCAUUUGCUUACUCACUAUUUGUUUCGUUACAAUAUAUAUUUUGCGAACCUAUUUGACGGCCAAAAUAUUAACUUUCUUCACUGCAUUUGUAAUUUGCUUAGUUCGCAAAUAUCGGUUUAAUCAAGAUAAAUGCUCCAAUACCAGCGAACCAUCUCAUUAACAGUUUACAUGCAAAUCUCAGGUUGCAUACGUGAUCAGUCUUUAUGUCAAGGUGGAGGAAAAUGUAAAGUAAACACAUUUCUAAAGAGGGCAAAAUUUGAAUUCAAAACUGUUCAAAUAGUUUCUGUUUAUUUUACACCAACCGACUUAUUAAAAGAUAUUCAAGUUAAAACUGGUUGCAAUACAAGACUGAAUUAUUAUCGGUUUCAAUUCACAUUCAAAAUAAUAAUAAUUGUCUCCCUAUCGAGGACAAAAGCCGCAGCUGUUUUUUUCUUAACUUAAGCUAAAUGGAUACCCAGGUACUUGAAAGAAUAAACUCUUCCGUAGCAAAGUAACUGCAUGGUAUUUAUAUUGUGUUUCAACAAAGACCGUCAGAACUUUCAGAAACGCCUUAUUUUGAGAAAAAUAAAUAUCAAUUCUGAAUUAAAUGAACAAUUUGAUACAAAAGAAAAAUCAUGAAGAAACUUGUUGAUCGACUUUAACAUGAAAUAAUACUUUUUUUUUGUAAUUGAACGCUGUGACUUUUGUGUGAAGGGAAUGACGGUACAUGCCGUAUGAGGACGUACAUAAAUGACGAUAAAUCUCAUAAAGGAAACACCAUAUAAGAAAGAAACAGAAAAUAACAUAGUAUAUGGAAAUAUGCUUAAUUACUAGAAAGUUUAAAUUUAAGCUUUUACGACCAGGGACAUUUUGCAUUAGUUCUAUCAUUCUGUGUUAUCAAUAGCGGGAUAUGAUAAAUGUCAGUGUUAAUUUCUAACUAUACUAACAACGUAGGUACUCAUUCCUCAAACAUUUAUGCAAUUCUUUAACUGAUCCUACCACCGAAGACUGAACAUUUUUUGUCUCGAAUUUGACACUGGUAAACAAUGUUAAUAUAAUGAAAAAAUAUAUAACAAAAUAGCAGAUACGGUCAUGAAAAUGCAUUAACUAAAGAAUAGAAUGGCAUUUAAUAUUACUCUCCUGUCAGCUUCAUGUAUAGCUGCAUUUAUCUAAUCAGUGUUUCAUCUAUAUGUUAUAUAUUUAUUUGUUAUAAAUGUGGCUGUAAUACCAAUGUUCACUUCGUAUUUAUUCUUUUAAGUUUAUGCCUCAUGUAUUUUUAAGAAUGUUUGGAUUGUAAACACUUAAAAUUGUUUUACAGGGCACAACUGUAUAGAACUUUGCAUUGACCUCCGUGUUUAACAUAUCCUAAAGUUACAUUAUUUAACAUACAAAACCGUUUCUCUCACUUUUACGGUUUUCAUUGUAAUCCAUUGUACAUUAAAUAUUUGGUAAAUUUAGGAAGGGGCAACAUACUUGUUAUAAUAACAGGCAAAUAUGUUAUAAAAAGCAACUAUAAAAAAGUGCAGUAGUACAGUUGUUUUUAAUUGUAGCAAGUAACUUGAGCAUUGAAGCAUUCUUCACCAAGGAUUUAUAAUGAAAUAAAAAGGAGCUCCAUUUUCUUUGCAUUUUCGAUGCUUAAGAUAUUUAUUAUUUACAAAUUAUGCAGGCAAAAGUAUAAAUGUAUAUAUGCUCUCUUGGGAUUUACAGCUAACCAGUGACCACGACACUUUCUAUUGUUCCAAGAUUUAUUGGAUUUAAUAUAUGCGUGUGUCGAGUGUGGUAAAAGUCUGCAAAUACAAGAAUGGAAAUCUAUCAAAAUAUGAACAUUUUCUGUUAUACCGUUUAACAAUACGAAAUCUCAAUUAAUUCUAGUUAUUUAAUUAUUAUAUUUAUGAAAGUAUGCAAGUGGCAAUGAAGUUUAUUAACAGUAUUUCUUCUAAAGACCAUUUAUGAAAAUGUACGUAACAAAUAGGGUACGAAUACAUUCCGACUUGAACAAUCAAAUUUUCGCAACAAUAACUAUAUAUACUAUAAAAAGCAAUUAGCUUUGUUGAAACAAUAUCGGUAUGAUUCUAAAGAACCAAACUUACACCACGAGGGGGCAUAAAUGAACCACUAAACUCUGUUGUUGUUUUUUUCCCUGAAUUUUGGAAGAAACCACCUCGUGUUUGAACAGCUGUUUCCGAUAAGAUAAACUCUCCGCAAGAUGAAAAAUUACCAACAAGAAAAAUCUACCAAAAAGAACAAUGCCCAAAAACGCUGGGGGUCAGCACACUCCCCGCCUGAUAUCUCAAGAUAUCACAAUUUUAAUUCAAAGUUGGAUUUCUUAUCCACCUUCACAAUUUUAUAAAAAAACAUAUCUUAAAUAUACGCAUCGUUAGAACAGUCUGUGUAAUAAAUACAUCAGAAGGUUUACACAAAUCCAAUGAAGUGUAUGGCAAUAUUUCUCAAUGCAAGUUACUAUAUGUAUUAAAAUUGCACUUAAUCAAAAAAUACCUAUACAAAAAAAAACAAUCAUUAUAAUGAUAUGACGAAGUCAAAAUACUUAUUAGUUUUGCCAGGCAUUUGGUAUAAUACUGAAAGAGACCUACAGAGUUUUUUUUUUAAAAGAUCAAUGAACGUGAAAUUGCAAAGUUAGUGCUGAAAUGUUUGCACAAACUUUAAAGUUUAUCUACACAUAGAUAAUUCUAAAUUCCUUAGUAGUAUUAUAAUAUAAAGUUAACAUCUCGAGUUCAAACCUACUGCAAAAAAUGCAUACAUUAAGAAACAAUCUAUAGAGAAAUCAACAAAUUAAGGAAAACAUGUUACAUAUAAGGAGUGCAUAAAGUAUGUGUAACACGACUUCUUGCAUUCUAAAAAAACUUGUAAUUAUAUACAUACACAUGUAAUGUAACAGGUUUGAAAGGUUCGGAAUAUUGUAUAUUCUAUAAAUCAUUGUUUAAUAUGCUAGUAGAAAGAUGAUAAACUGUAAUACUUGAAUCUAAAUUGAAAAGCUGAAUUGUCAAACCUGUCACAAAACAUGUAGCCCAAGGGUUAAACAGGUAUACUUAGUUGCUUAUAUCAUUUACUUCCGGGAUCAAAGUUAGAUAUGUUAAGGAAAAAGGCACGACGAAUUGUGUAAUUUUACAUAGCGGCUAGACUGCUUAAUUAAAUAUAUAUGCUGAAAUAUAAUUAUCUACAGUCAGAGAGAGUUAGAUUUAGAGUUAGAGAAUAAGAUGGGUUAUAGAUGCUAGAUUGAUAAGGUCACCUUUACUUAAUGAUAUCUAGCUAAAAUGUUAUGUUUAAAUAUUGAAGACUGUUGCUAUGAUAAAUAAAACUGGUUAAAAGGUUAUGUUUGUUGUAUUGAAUGGCCACGCUACGUUACAACGCGCGUUUCUGGAGCCGCAGACCAGGAUGAACCUUGGGAAUGUUGUCAGGGCACUACGAUGAAGUACGCAAUACCACUAGAUGAUCACGCCGAGAAACAAGGUUAGAAAACUGUCUAUUCUAUUUGCUUGUUAGAUAAUUUAUUUUAAAAUGGCAGACAACGCUUCUAUUCAGCAAAUUUUUCAAGAUUUGGCUAUUCAAUUAAAAAAUGUUUCCACCGCAAUAGGAACUCAGAGCGUACAACAUAUGAUUUCAAAAUUUGAUGGUAAAUCUGAAGAUUUUAAGUCGUGGGUAAAAUCAAUAGAAAAAUAUUCUAUUUUAAAUGAUUUAAAUGAUGAAAGAAAGAAAUUAAUUUGCUAUCAGACUGCAACAGGGCCAGUGUCAGAUUUUAUACAUAGAUUUAUUAACGAAAAUCAAGAUUGUACUUGGGCUGCUUUAAAACAUGCUUUAUUUACUAGAUUUUCUGAGAUACACGACUCACAGCAUGCUUUAUAUCUUUUGCAAAAAAUAAAACAAAAACCUGAUGAAAAUGUAAAUGUCUAUGCUGAAAGAUUAUUAACUUUGGCAGAAGAUGCCUAUGAAAAUCAAGAUCAAGGUCAAAAUCAUAUUGCAAAUUUAGCAGUUAUUCAGAAACAGUUAAUAGGUCAUUUUCUUGACGGGUUAACAGAAAAUUUUCUUAAAAUGAAAGUUAUGCGUGAUUCGCCGGAAACUUUACAGGCUGCAGUUACGUCAGCUAUGAAUGAACAAAAUUUAAGAGAUCGGUUUAAUUUACCAUUGGGAAAUGUUACUUGCCAGCAAAAUAUUUCAGAAAUUUGUCAAAAAGCUAAAGACUUAGAUCACACUCAGCCUCAAAUUCGUUGUCAAUAUUGCCGAAGGCUAGGUCAUAAUGUCAAGCAAUGUAGGACACGUCAGAAAUAUGUUCAUGCAAUAUUAUUACGAAAGAAAGCCACUAGACAUAUGCAGAAAUUAAGCCAAAGUAAAUUUCAAAACAAUUACGAUUGGAAAAAAUAUAUUGAUUGCUGGAAUUGUGGGAAAUUAGGACAUUUUAUGAGAGAAUGUAAGAGUGUAUUGAGACCUAAAAAGAAUAUAUUUAGGCCUUUAAACUAA